AAAGAGAGUGCACAACAAAGAGAGACGGUGGGGUGAAGGAAAACAUCAGCAGAAAGUCGACACGGACGGACGGACGGUCAUUGAAAAAAAUGCACUAGUUUUUUGUUACGAGUCAAACAAAACCGCAGAGGAUUAGAGGUAGUCCCGUGUCUAUUUGCAUGCUCCCGACGACAAGUGUGUGUAACUUGUGUACUUUGAAUUUAGUGCGAACAAAAGUGAGAACAUCAAGGCCGCGACUUUUUGGGGGUGCUAAUCGAAUCGAUUACUCGCACUUCGGGAGCUUAGACAAAGGGGUGGUGCGUGAAGGAUUCGAAAAGUUCUGUCGGAUUGAUUAGCAACUUGCAGCAGCAGGGAGUGGAUAAACCCAAAAUGAACUACGAUGUUCUGUUGAAUCGGACGGGAUUCGGAAGGCUAACGAUUAGCCAACAUAUGCGGAGCGUUUCUGAGAGUGAUGGCCAGCAGACGUAUCGCCAGCAGCAGCAAAAUGAAACGCCUUCCAGGAAGAUUUCCUCGCCAGUGGGUCCCAGUUUGGGAAGUGGUGGCCGCGGAACUCCCGUCAGGACGGGAUGCACCGGAACAGGAAGUGGCGCCGGAGAUGAGCUCAAAGGUAAGGUCGAGUCAAAACUGAUGACGAUGUGGAACAACGUGAAGUUCGGCUGGAGUGGGAAGCUGAAGACCAGCUUCUCGAAGGAGCAACCGCUGUGGCUGUUAGGACGAUGUUACCAUCAAAAGGCAGCACUUCCGGGAUCUAGUUCGAUGGAGAGUUCGGUGGAAUUGGUCACCGGAGCAGCAGCUUCCGUAGAGCCGAAUCAGACGCCGUUUGAAAACGUCCAACGGUCGCCUUCGGAGAUAUUUGUCGAAUCGCCUCCGGAAGAAACGGGAACUGAUGCCGUCGAGGAAGGCAGUCCGGAUGUCGAAAUGGAGGACAUCGAAGCUUUUAAGCGGGACUUCGUUACCAGGCUUUGGAUGACUUAUAGGAAGGAGUUCCAAACGAUGGACGACUCAAACUACACAUCGGACUGCGGUUGGGGAUGCAUGAUCCGGUCAGGACAGAUGCUCUUGGCCCAGGGUCUCCUGGUGCACUUCCUCGGCCGGAACUGGCGCUGGGAUGCCACGGCGGAAAGCCUCAGAAUGAAUUACCAUUCCCUAAACUACGAGGACAACGUUCAUCGGAAGAUAAUCCGUUGGUUUGGGGAUACUUCCUCCCGGACCAGCCCCUUCUCGAUCCAUACCCUGGUAGCUCUAGGGAAGGAAACCGGCAAGAAGCCCGGUGACUGGUACGGACCCGGAUCCGUUGCUCAUCUCCUCCGGCAAGCAGUCAAGCUGGCAGCUCAGGAAAUAUCCGACCUAGAUGGCGUAAACGUGUACGUCGCCCAGGACUGUGCCGUCUACAUCCAGGACAUAAUAGACGAGUGCACGGUUUCCGCUGGGCCCACCCUAGCUCCCUGGCAGAAGAAAUCCCCCGGCUCCAGCAGUUCCAGCACGACCAGCACUUCCAAUUCUAACCCCACCACCACCAGCAGCACCGAUUCCACAGACCACUGGAAAUCCCUCAUCCUUCUAGUGCCGCUACGCCUUGGGGCGGAGAAGCUUAACCCCAUCUACAGCGACUGUCUGAAGGCGAUGCUCAGCUUGGACAACUGCAUCGGAAUCAUCGGCGGACGGCCGAAGCAUUCGCUGUACUUCGUCGGCUUCCAAGAGGAUAAGCUAAUCCAUCUGGAUCCGCACUACUGCCAGGACAUGGUGGACGUCGUCAACCAGGAGAACUUUCCGGUGGCGUCGUUCCACUGCAAAUCGCCCCGCAAAAUGAAACUCAGCAAGAUGGACCCGAGCUGCUGCAUCGGAUUCUACUGCGAAACUAGGAAGGACUUUUUUAAAUUUGUCGACAACGUUAAACCGUUCCUCCAACCGGCUAAGCAGCAGAUGAGCAGCAGCUUCACAAGCUCGACCGGCGUGACCCAAUUCCCCGAGGUGACCUAUCCGAUGUUCGUGUUCUGUCGCGGCAAAAGCAGCGAACAGCAAAUCGAACUUCCCCAGCGGUCGAUGUACCGGACACCUCCGGCACCGCCACCCCUCUCAGGCAAAGGAGGAAUGUCCCAAUCUCAGCAGCUGCCACAUCCGGGUGAGGAGGAGGACGAUGACGACGAUGAGGACGAAGCGAUGGAAUUCGUGAUUCUGUAAGAAAGUCGCUCGGACCAAUCGGAAGUAGGUAUACCGGAUGCCAUAGUCAUACUGUUGCGUCGUUCGUCUGGUUAGAAGGAAAGCUUUUAUUGGUUCACACAAAAUUGGUUUCGCUUUACCUUGAACCGGAUUCGCAAUUUUGUUCUUUCGCACUCAAUCUGUGUCGAAGAACGGAGAAAUGAUUGUAAAAAUUACACAUAACCUCUCAGCGCCGUGUAAUGUCAUACAUUCAUCGUGUAAGGUAUGACUCAUGGGGGGGAUACUUUUGGACGGCACAUUCCGGUGCUCCAUUCGACAGAUGGCAAAGCAUUAUUCGGAAUAUGUAACAGCGGUAGUACUUAUCAUACCUUAUGUGAGAACGAUUAUACAUAAGUACCAUAAAUUUACAUUGACAACGUGCGUCUCUGCCUGAUGAAAUUUCGUGAUUCAAAUGAAUUUGAGAUUAAAAUGGAAACAAUUUUGGACCAUUCGAGCAAAACCGAGCUCCACUGCUAAAUUUGUGCUAUUUUACGACUUAUAGCUUUAUUUUUUGCAUACUAUUUAUUUUUUCAUAUAUUAUUUAUGUCGAGAUUUGUGUAAGAAUGCACUACGCAUUUGCGAAAGGAAUAACUUCAUCAUAGCAUUAAAUAAAUUAAAAAAAUGUCUAAAGUGUGUGCCACAAACUUUUGAACAUUGACAAGCUUCUUUUUAUCGAGCAGCUCUAAUUUCGUUGCAGGAGGUCAAAUGUUAGCGGAAAUGCACCAUUUCGUGAAAGAUUAGCCAUAUAUUCAAACAAACUUAAAACUAAACAGAAUAGCUAUUCUUGCGCACUAGUACAAUAUCUCACCAAAAGUAUGUAAAUUGUGACUGUAACAA
Aedes aegypti (yellow fever mosquito) is the source of this 3036-nucleotide messenger RNA. It is a transcript of the gene Atg4b, whose product is annotated as cysteine protease ATG4D. The transcript has 4 exons. Gene Ontology annotation, molecular function: protein-phosphatidylethanolamide deconjugating activity. Lineage: Eukaryota; Metazoa; Arthropoda; Insecta; Diptera; Culicidae. The coding region runs from base 370 to 2181 and encodes 603 amino acids. The record is from RefSeq and is a predicted model, not a curated record.